AUGCAUUGUAGAAAAAUGAGAAAGCCAUUGCAGACUUUAGUGAUUACUAACAACACUCACAUACUAAAACGAGCUAAAAGGACAAUGACAAAGGUGCUUGAAGACCUACCAGAUUAUCAGUUAAAGGCAGAAGCGCCAGAACAUUGUCCUGGACCAGAGUCUGAAAAUGCAGGGAAAGGUAGCGCAUGUGAGGGCUGCGCCAAUAAAGAAAUUUGUGAAUCACUUCCCAAAGGUCCUGAUCCUGACAUACCAAUCAUAACUGAAAGGUUAGCGAACGUUAAACAUAAGCUGCUAGUACUUUCAGGUAAAGGUGGUGUUGGAAAAUCGACUUUUAGUGCGAUGCUAAGUUGGGCGUUGUCAGCAGACGAAGAUAUGCAAGUUGGAGCUAUGGAUCUGGAUAUUUGUGGACCAUCACUUCCUCGAAUGUUUGGAUGUAACAAUGAAACAGUGCAUGAAUCUAAUGAGGGCUGGACUCCAGUAUAUGUUGCAGAUAACCUAGCUGUGAUGUCUAUUCAGUUUAUGUUACCGGAUGACGAUUCUGCUGUUAUAUGGCGUGGGUCAAAAAAGAAUGCAUUAAUAAAGAAAUUUCUAAAAGAUGUAUACUGGGAUGAAUUAGACUACUUGAUUAUUGAUACGCCUCCAGGCACUUCAGAUGAACACAUCGCUAUCAAUAAAUGUUUAAAAGACUCUAAUAUUGAUGGUGCUUUAGUUGUAACUACUCCCCAAGAAGUAGCACUGUUAGAUGUCAGAAAAGAAAUAGACUUCUGUCGUAAAGCAGGGAUUAAAAUACUAGGACUGGUAGAGAAUAUGAGCGGAUUUGUUUGUCCAUCUUGUAAAGUAGAAUCAAGCAUUUUUAAGCCAACAACUGGUGGUGGGAAGGCUCUAUGUGAGGAAUUGGGUAUAAAAUUCCUGGGCUCAGUGCCACUGGAUCCUAGGAUUCGUAUCUGUUGUGACAAAGGAAGCAGCUUUUUAGAUAUGUAUCCUAAUAGUCCAGCGUCAACCGCAAUUUUGGACGUCGUGGAAUCAUUGCAACAUGCUGUAGGGGAUAUUUAA
Molecule: messenger RNA, 1053 nt
Organism: Eremothecium sinecaudum
Lineage: Eukaryota; Fungi; Ascomycota; Saccharomycetes; Saccharomycetales; Saccharomycetaceae
Gene: NBP35
Product: Fe-S cluster-binding ATPase
Exons: 1
Coding region: 1-1053 (350 amino acids)
Biological process (GO): iron-sulfur cluster assembly
Cellular component (GO): cytosol
Molecular function (GO): ATP binding; 4 iron, 4 sulfur cluster binding; ATP-dependent FeS chaperone activity
Source: RefSeq, a predicted model, not a curated record